AUGGAAUCAGCCGAUUUGCAAUUGCCUGCUGGAUUUAGAUUCCACCCAACCGAUGAAGAGCUCGUGAUGCAUUAUCUGUGCCGGAAAUGUGCUUCUGAGCCGAUUGCAGCUCCGGUUAUUGCAGAAAUUGACUUGUACAAGUAUGACCCAUGGGACCUUCCCGGAUUGUCUUUGUAUGGUGAGAAGGAGUGGUACUUUUUUUCUCCAAGGGACAGGAAAUACCCGAAUGGUUCGAGGCCGAAUCGGGCUGCUGGAGUUGGGUAUUGGAAGGCAACCGGGGCCGAUAAACCGAUUGGGAAGCCGAAGCCGGUCGGAAUUAAGAAAGCUUUGGUUUUCUAUGCCGGAAAGGCACCGAAGGGUGAGAAAACCAAUUGGAUCAUGCACGAGUACCGGCUUGCCGAUGUGGACCGGUCUGUUCGAAACAAGAACAACAGCUUGAGGCUGGAUGAUUGGGUGCUAUGCCGCAUAUACAACAAAAAGGGUAGCAUUGAGAAGCAACGCGUCAAUAGCCGCAAAGUGAUGGCAUCAGAGGAAGACAAGAAGCCCGUCAUGCCGCCAGAUGAAGACAAGAAGCCCGUCAUCAUGACGUCAUCCCCGCUGGUGCACAAAGACUUCAUGUGCCUCGAAGCAUGUGAUUCUGUCCCAAAGCUCGACUCUAGCUGCUCUGAGCACGUGCUGUCCCCUGAGUUCAUGUGCGAAAGGGAGUAUCAGAGCAAUUUUCAGGUGGACCCGGUGCAUGAUAUGUUCACGUAUCUCUCCAAAUGA
This is a messenger RNA of Fraxinus pennsylvanica, 765 nucleotides long. The record is from the annotation of a GenBank genome assembly. Lineage: Eukaryota; Viridiplantae; Streptophyta; Magnoliopsida; Lamiales; Oleaceae.